UUGCAGGAUCGCACCGUCUAAAUGCCACGUGGAGCUCCAAAAGGGGCUCAUGGCACAUUUUAUCUGACGCCACCUCAUCAGCUUCAGCCCGCCGGCUCUCUCUAGUCCUCGCUACCGUAACCUUGUUUUAUACUCCUUCACUAGUCAUAACCGAAACCAUGCCCGUCACUGUACUUUCUGUAUCCUAUGCGCGCGUUAGCCCUCCCCCCCUUCCCAUGUCUAUCCUGCGCCGCCUCCCCUUCCACCCGUUGAACCUCCGCCAUCACCUCCCUAGCCGUCGAUUCGCCACUCUCGCCGCAGUUCAGCAAGACACCACAGUCUGGACCCCAACCACAAUCUCAUCAAUCGAGACCGCCGCCGAGUCCCUCUUCCACGUUAGCAUCGACGUGUCGAACUUUCCGGACCUCGCGGCUUCACAUACAGUACCGGGACAGUACCUGCAGCUGCGGCUCCCUGACGUGGAGAAACCGUCGUUCUUGGCCAUAGCAUCUCCGCCGUCAUUGGCGACAGCUAGUGGAGCUUUCGAGUUUUUGGUAAAGAGCGUGGCGGGGUCGCCGGCGGAGCUUUUGUGUGGGUUGAAGAAAGGGGAUGUGGUGGAGCUUAGUCAAGUGAUGGGGAACGGCUUCAAUAUUGAUAAGAUCGAUCCGCCUGAGGAUUAUCCGACGGUUUUGAUUUUCGCUACUGGAUCGGGAAUCAGUCCAAUUCGAUCUCUCAUUGAAUCAGGAUUUGGUGCUGAUAGGAGAUCUGAUGUGAGGCUUUAUUAUGGGGCUAGAAACCUUAGAAGAAUAGCUUAUCAGGAUAGGUUUAAGGAGUGGGAAUCUUCUGGUGUUAAGGUUGUGCCAGUAUUGUCACAGCCAGAUGACAGUUGGACUGGGGAAAGUGGCUAUGUACAGGCUGCCUUUGCUAGGGCCAAGCAAAUUAAUAGCCCUAAGGGCACGGGUGCAGUGCUUUGUGGACAAAGACAAAUGACUGAGGUACUACAUUAGAAAAAAUGCAAUAGUUCAAGGACCAUAUAGGACAUUAUCCCUACUGGAACCCUGAACUGCUCAAGGAAAGCAUGUUGAAACCUAUUAGUCCAUUGUUAAAUGCUGCAUGACAUGUGAUGUAGGACAAGAAGGGAGAAGAGAUAGGAGUAAAGAAAUCUAGAGGGAAAUUCUGAAAUUGAACAGAGGAAACUGUGGGAGAAACAAAAUAACUAACACUUGCGAGGAAAGGGAAAAAUGGUGAGGAAAAAACAAAGGAAAGAGAGGAAAAAAUUAAUUUUCUUUCGUUGUAUUCAGUAUAAAUGAUGGAAAAGAAAGAGGUUAAGGCCAAAGUUGUAAAUAACAUUGUUAAUUCAAGUUGAAUAAGUGUUUUCCUCCCACAUUUGGAAGGAUUAGAUUUGGUGGGCAAUUUAGCCAUUUUCCUUCCUCUUAUUGCCCUUCUACCAAACAAAGGAAAGGGUGGAAAGAAAGUAGUUUUUCUUUCCAUUCGCUUUCCUUCCUUCCUCUUUCCCUUCUACCAAACACAACGUAUGGGAGAAACUAGACAAAAGCAAUAGGGAGAAAAUCUUUAUGCUCAAUAUCACAAUAACUCAAAUAUUCAUCAUCUAAAACAUAAUUGAAACUGAAGUAACAUUAAUAUUUAUAAUUAAACUUAAAACCCUAAUAAAAUGAAAAAUACUAACCUUGAUUAAAAAUAACCUAAUAAAAUAAAUGGCCUAAAUAAUUCUUCAUCAUUCCCUUUCAACUAAAAGAACUAAACUUCGGAGAGUUAGAAUACAAACACUUAUUUUUUAGGAACUUCGUAGAGAGCCAAAAAAAAACCUUUCCAAUGAACAAGGUAAUAAUGGUGGUUGUCUAGAUGGGAAGCAACCAGUGGACCGCUAAGAAUCAUUGCCUUCAGUAAAAUGCCAGUAGAAAUACUAGUAGGCCAAAAAAUUGGCUCAAAUGCAUCCCAAUGAGGUAAUCCACUUUCCACAUGAAAAACAUGACUAAUUGUUCGGGGUGUAAACGAACUAAACAUGAAUGAACAUUGCUAUGUUCGUGGUUUGUUUA
Molecule: messenger RNA, 2036 nt
Organism: Durio zibethinus
Lineage: Eukaryota; Viridiplantae; Streptophyta; Magnoliopsida; Malvales; Malvaceae
Source: RefSeq, a predicted model, not a curated record